Molecule: messenger RNA, 1014 nt
Organism: Aegilops tauschii subsp. strangulata
Lineage: Eukaryota; Viridiplantae; Streptophyta; Magnoliopsida; Poales; Poaceae
Source: RefSeq, a predicted model, not a curated record
ACGGCGUGUCAGCCAGCUUGAAAUACUCUGCCUUGGCGCCCGAACGUAACCGCCACAACCAACAGCUUUCGCUUCUCAUCUUCUCCUCCUCGCCGGAGCCCCAAGAAACCAAGAACUCAUCCUCCCCACCGCGCAGCGCCCACCGUCUCUGCUCUCCAGCGGCGCCCGCGGCAGAUGGAGCAUCUCCAGGACGGCCACUACGUGCGGCUGCGGAGCCGCGUGCACGGCACGUACCUGCACGCCGACGAGGACGGGCAUGGCGUCUCCCUCCACCACCGCCGGGAUUCCAUGAACGCGGCUUGGGCGGUGCACUUGUACCACCAGGGCAAUGCCGACGCCCUGGCCCAGCACAUGCUUCUCUACAGCGCCGCCUACGGCCGCUACCUCGUCGCCACGAACGCGCCGGCGCCGCUGGGCCACCGCGGGCGCCGCGUCGAGCAGCGCAACUACGAUGAUCAAGAGGAGGAGGCCAUCAGGUGGGAGCCCGUCGCCGUCGGGGCCGACUCCGGGAACGACGUCCUGCUCCGCAACGUCGCCGGCCGCCACCUCCGCAACGGCGCCUGGCGCUACCUCCGCGCCAACGGCAGGUACAUCCACACCGGCGCCAGCGUCGACGCCUUCGACAACUUCAGCACGAAGAUGCACUGGGUGGUGGAGCCCAUCCCCGUCAGGGCCGCCAUGCCUCUCCUUCGACCUCCGACUAGGGUCAGGCUUCCCUUCACCCGAAGAGUCAUCACCGUGUUGCCGAUGCCGUCGCGGGUGAUCGUGUACGUGCGGGCGGGCGCCGACGGGAGCCGCAUCGCCCGCGGCGCCUUCGUGUUCGAGGGGAACUCCGUGUUCGACCUGAGGGAAACUCUGAUCCGCCGCCUGGAGGCCACCAUGGGCGUCUCCGACGUCGCCAUGUGCGUCGAAGCGGGUACUUUCGGGCGGCCUACCCCACUCGUCGUCGACCUGCCCCGCAGCCGCCAGAACCUCCACAUCCUCGUCUUCGCGGUCGGGACGCCAGGUGAAUGA